AUGUGGCUGGUGGAGUGGGCUCUCAUCAAGGUCUCCUUCCCAGACAAACAGCUCUCCAUCCCACCCCAUCCUAAUGACCAUGGCUGGGGCUGUGGAGCAGAGCAUUAGUGGGGUCUAACGAGACUUGUCUAUCCCAGGGUCAGGCCCAGAACACAGGGAGAACACAGGGAGAACAGGCCGGGCCAACCUGGUGUGUGCUGCUGAACACCAUUGCUGUUCUCUUUAUUGGCAUUCCAACUGUUCAAACACACACACACACCAGGAACAGCAGAGCACAACAGAGUGAGUGUUUUCUCCACAAGAGGACCAAGGAGAGUGCCUCCACUUUUUGACCAUAAGCGAUCGAAGAGAGGAGAUUGGAGAAUAAGAGUGAGUGAGUGUUCAAGAGAGAUCGCAGACAGACACUCCUAGGAGUUUGAUAGACUAAGCACCCACCCGGGGAGUAGAAGAGGAGAGUUGCAUAUAUGCUGGAAGGGCUUGAAAGGUUUGGCAAGAGAAAGGAGGAGAAAGAUUAGCCCGACUGACAGCUCCAUUAGAGACUCAACCUGGGCUUUGAUCAUUUCCUGAGCCCCCCUCCACUGCUACACAGCUCAGUACAGCUCAGUCACAAACACACACACACACACACACUGUGUGUUUGAACACACAGCUCAGUAGACGCAGGCAGCAAGCACCAGAAGCCACACACAGCAAAUCUGACAGGCUCCGGCCCGCUGAAUUGGCCCCGGCUUCACUGUGAUCAAAGCUACACUCUCUGAUGGCUCAGGCCCCCAUCUGUCUCCCCAUAACACUGAGGCUGCCACAGCACACACUACACAGUCUGCUCUUUAUACACUAGGGAGAGAGGGGAGGUAGAGAGAGAGCGAGAGAGAGCGAGAGAGGUAGAGAGAGAAAGGGAGAGAGAGAGAGGGAGAGAGAUGGAGAAAGAAAGAAAGAAAGAGAGAGAAAGGGGGAAAGAGAGAGAUAAGGGGAAAGAGAGAGCAGGAGGGAGGGGGAGAGAGAGAGAGGUAGAGAGGAGAGGAGAGAUGAGAGAGAGAGAGAGCGAGAGAGAGAGAGAGAGGGGAAAGUGAUAGAGAGCGGGAGGGGGAGAGAGAGAGUUGGGGGAAAGAGAGAGAGAGAGGGAGAUGGGGGAGAGAGAGCGAUAGAGAGAGAGGGGGGGGGGGGAGACUGUCACUGAGUGAAUGUGAAUAUUUGUUUCUCCCAGUUUUACAGUAUGUAGGAGUUAAGAGACAAAAGAGCUUAUUUGAUGUUUGUUUGUUCCUGUCAAAUUCAUCUUACUUCACUGGGUAUCUGAGCAACACCAUAAUACCUUGUACCAGCAACUCUACUGGAGUGUCAGCUGUGAUCACUGUUAAAAUUAACUCUAUAGAACGGGCACAAAAGUAUGAAUACAUACACAGAGCAUAUCAAAUACAUGCAUGACGUACACAUGCAUGCACACACACACAAACAUACACAAACACACGGAGGGUAGUGAACAGUAUACAUCACACACACUCAUUGGAGGCCUGCCUUAAUCUGGCCCUAUUACAAGGCUAAUGUGUGAAAGGUGAAAAGUCAUGGAGUAGAGCAGUGAUGCUGGCAACCACCCCAUUAUAACUGCCAGACUGACCCCUGACCCCUAACACUCUCCAAGUUCCUGACACCACACUGCAAAUCUGCUUCAGGUCAUUACCACGAUAACCCUCCUUUGAUAAAGAUAUCUGUUGUGAGCUGUAGAGUGGAUAUUCCCUCCAUACCAGUGGAUGUUCCCUCCAAACCAGUGGAUAGUCCCUCCAAACCAGUGGAUAGUCCCUCCAAACCAGUGGAUAGUUCCUCCAAACCAGUGGAUAGUCCCUCCAAACCAGUGGAUAGUCCUUCCAAACCAGUGGACAUUUCCUCCAAACCAGUGGAUGUUCCCUCCAAGCCAGUGGAUAUUCCCUCCAAGCCAGUGGAUAUUCCCUCCAAACCAGUGGAUAUUCCCUCCAAACCAGUGGAUAUUCCCUCCAAAGCAGUGGAUGUUCCCUCCAAGCCAGGGAAUGUUCCCUCCAAACCAGUAGAUAUUCCCUCCAAACCAGUGGAUAUUCCCUCCAAACCAGUGGAUAUUCCCUCCAAACCAGUGGAUAUUCCCUGUAAACUAGAGCAUGGAUAUUCCCUCCAAGCCAGUGGAUAA
Molecule: messenger RNA, 2152 nt
Organism: Coregonus sp. 'balchen'
Lineage: Eukaryota; Metazoa; Chordata; Actinopteri; Salmoniformes; Salmonidae
Source: the annotation of a GenBank genome assembly